UAAAAGAAGAGAAAAAAGUGCAAAAAUUUUUGAAAUAAAAGCUAAAAUUUAUGGAAUUUAGCGCACACUUUUGUUUGCCUUCUUAUUAAACCAUGAUGUGUGUAAGAUGCGGAUUAUACUACUGAGUCUUGCUGUUGUUAGAAACUGAAGAACAAAAAACGCACGGAAAUGCGAAUAAAUUUCAAUAAAACACGCAUCCCCGGUAUUCACAUAUAUAUAUAUAUAUAUAUAUGAACUAACACACUCUAAAUAUGGAAAUACUUAUGGAAUGCAGAUGUGUAAUGCAGUUAACACAGAUAGCUAUGAAGAGAGGCUGACUGUAAAGGGUGAAAACUUUGGUUGGCACUAUUGUCGGUUACUCCAUGCCGUUAAUAAUGAUGAUAACGUUGUAUAAAUAUUUAAAAAUUUAUUCAUAUCCAUACAGUGAUGGUUAAAGACCAUAAAUUUAUAUGAUUGCUGGUUUGUCCUUUACCAAAAAGGCUAUUAUAAAGGGCGCAGGAAAUAUGGUUAAAAAAAGUAAAUAAAUGAAUUACAAAAAAAAAAAAAAAAAAAAAAAAAAGGAAAAGAUAAACAAAAUUUCAUGAAAAAAUGUGCAUAAAAGUAAAAAAUUUACUUUCAAUAAUAAAACGAGAAUUUUAGCGUUCGCUCAUAAAAGAAAAUAUAACAAAAAAAUAAAGGUGCAAUCAUUUUAGUUAUAUUUUUACAAAAUUUUUUAUACAACAAUUUUUAACAACACUAAAGCUAAAGUGAAACGCGUUUGUUUAUGUGCGUGCGUAUUUUUUCCUCUCUGUUAUUGCGCUAAAAAUUACACAUGAAAAUUUUUAAUAUAAUGGAACUGUUAUUUCUGGCCAAUCAUAUAAGAAUGGAACAACAACGUCCACAAUUGCUGAUCAUAUCGAUAUCGUUAUUAUAUUGGUUUCGUAACACUGCCGAUUGUUGGAAAUUUGAUAGUGGUGGUCCUGGUGCCUUAGGUCCUGGUACCGCACCAUUGAUCCUUACACGUCCGGCCCGUAGUCCAUCAGGUGUAAUAGCGGCUCGUGGUCCAUCGCCUAUUAUAGCUGGUGCGAGCAAUAGCAGAGGUGGUAGUUUCGCGGCCCUCCUCCAUGCUCAACAACAGGAUAUAUUAUAUGCGUGCCCGUUGAAUAGCAUGUGCCAAUGUGCCGGACUACCCAACGAAACGUCAACACUGAUUGAGAUUAAUUGCAACGAAGUCGAGUUGUAUAAAUUUCCAGAAUUUAUACACAGUUCGGUGCGUUACAUUGAAAUGUCAAAUACCCAUUUGCAGAGUGUAGACGAUGAGACAUUUCAGGGUCUGAGAUUGAAAACUUUAAAGCUCAUUGACAACGAAUUACAAGAUAUAUCCGAAAGAAGUUUCAGUACUAUGACACAUAGUUUAAUGACUCUGGAUAUAUCAGGAAAUAAAAUGCAACAAAUACCGUUUGAAGCUUUACAAAAAUUGCACUCUCUUACCAGACUUGUAGCGCAAAGGAAUCACAUCACCUCAUUGGAUGUUAAUUGGGAGGCGCAAUAUGAUACAUUGCGUUCUUUGCAUCUGGCUGGCAACGAUAUCACCGAAAUAUCACCGAACAAUUUGCAUGAUUCCUCAAAUGGAUUUAGUGGCUCCAGUCAUCCCUCCUCUGCAGCUAUACAAACAAUAACUAAAGAGGAAAAUUCCUAUAAAGUUAUCACACACAUUACGGCAAAUUCAAUACCAGGACUUACUGCUGUGCACGUUGGUAACUCAUUGCAUGACCGAGGGAAACCCUUCAAUCGUUUGCAAAAGUUGCUUUGGUUGGAUUUAUCAAAUAAUCGCAUAUACCAUAUAUCUCCUAAUUUUUUGCCGCGCAGCUUAAUUACCAUCGAUUUAUCGGGGAAUUUAUUAGCCAUAUUUCCACAUCAACUAUUUGAACAUUUAUUUGAAUUGCGCAUCAUCUCGCUAAGAGAUAAUUUGCUAAAAACUGUUCAGAGUAAAGAAGGACGGCAAAUACGUAUGCAUUUAGAGAAACUCGAUUUAGGACAAAACGUAAUUGAAGUACUGGAUACAGACUCUUUUCAAUGCAAUCAUUCUGACAUUCAUAUAAGAGCUUUAAACUUAGAAAAGAACUACGUACGUCAACUGCCGGAAGGAGUGUUUCAAAGUAUAGGUAUCGUCCAUUUAGUGUUGGCAUUCAAUAUGAUUGAACGCAUUCAUUUGAAUGCUUUUGAUGGCAUUACGGAUACCUUAGAGUAUUUGGAUUUGGAAAGAAAUUAUUUGAAUGCCGUACCGGGAGCUAUAAGGAAUUUAAAUAAAUUGAAAUAUUUAUAUUUAACUUCGAAUGCUAUUCAUCAACUAACUAAUCUGCCCGAAUAUACUGACAACUUACGCGUUUUGUCUUUGAGUGGCAAUAAUUUCACAAUGAUACCAGUAUUGGGUUUGAAGAAUUACACGAAUCUAUCUUAUCUCAAUAUGGGGUAUAAUUCAAUCAGUGAUAUACCGGAAGGCAUUUUUGCAGUGGAUAGCUGGGGAUCAAAUUUGCAAACAAUUUUGCUGAGAAAUAACAAAAUCACUCAUUUGCAUUUGGGUUCGUUUGCCGGUCUCGAGCAAAUACAGGAAAUCAGUUUAAGUUUCAAUGACAUAACCAUACAUCAUCCGAUGGUAUUUGAAAAUGUCUCAAAGACCUUAAAAAUCUUGGAAUUAUCGUUUGCUGUAUUCCCGGUACGUAGUCUAGAAUCCAUAGAUCCUUUAGAUUCGCUAUUUCCUCUUUCGCAGCUAAUGUGGCUGGGAUUGGACAACAAUAAUUUGAAAGUGAUAAAUAAUGAAUCGUUUUCCAAUAUGCGUGAGCUAUCCUAUAUUAAUCUAAGUUUUAAUCAAUUGAAACAGCUGCCUCGGGGAAUAUUUAUACCGGAAGUGCACAGCCACUUAGUAGAAAUAGAUUUAUCCUACAAUUCACUGGAGAGAAUACCCGGCAAAGCAUUUCAUGAUUUGGGUGAUCUGCAAACCUUGAACUUACAAUCGAAUAAAUUACGUUUUAUUGAUAAGCAAGCCUUCUACAAUCUAGAGUUUCUUCGGUACAUUGACUUGUCCUAUAACCGCUUGACAAAUAUUUCGUAUCAGGCUUUUACUAUUUUACCGAAUCUUGCCGUUCUGGAAUUGACGCACAAUAAUUUAUGCUCUCUGUCCUUAAGGACUUUUCAUUACGUUUCAAAUAGCAGCACGCCUUUAAAAUUGAAUGCCUCCCACAAUCGUAUUACUCAAUUUGAGGAUCAUUUAAGUUCCUAUAUGUAUAUAUAUCAACUGGAUGUCGCACACAAUUUGAUAAGCAAAUCGGACAGUUUUGCAAAUUUGGCCAAUACCUUGAGAUUUCUCAAUCUUGCGCAUAAUAAUCUGCAGAAUUUGGGUAAUCAUGCCUUCGGUGAUCUGGAAUUUUUGGAGAUACUUAACUUAUCUUAUAAUAAUAUCACAUCGCUAAGAAGGAGAAGUUUUCAAGGAUUAAAUAGUUUGCAAGAAUUGGAUUUGAGUUAUAAUGGUUUGGAUCAAUUGCAAGUGGAACAAUUUUCGAAUUUACGUAAGCUACGCAUAUUAAAGAUUAGAUCCAAUAAACUAAGAGCCUUGCCCCGAGAAGUAUUCAUGAAUACUCGUUUAGAGUAUUUAGAUAUAUCGGAUAAUCAGCUAACUGUAUGGCCAGUGCCAGCCUUUUCUGAUGUUGGCUUCACUUUGCGUAGCAUACAAAUAUCCACUAAUAUGUUAGAAUAUUUAGACUCUAGCAUGUUUAUUAAUUCUCAGUUCCUGUAUGAUAUUAAUUUAUCGAGCAAUCGAUUAACUGUAUUGCCGGAUAACACCUUCACUUUCCUUAACAAUCUUACGAAUUUGGAUUUAUCUAAUAAUCCUUUGGUUACAACCAAUCUCAAGGAGAUCUUUUUGCAUACACCUCGCCUAAGAAGAUUAAAAAUUUACAAUAUGGGUUUAUACGUACUGCCUCAACUACACCUGCCUCUACUUUCUCAUUUGGAUGUAAGCGGUAAUUUUUUGCAAGAGCUCUCGCCACUGCACGAAAUGCGUCAAUUACGUCACGUUAACGUAUCGCAUAAUAAACUUGUAAAUACCUCCUGCGCCGUGGAACAUUUACCCAAUACUGUACGUGUUUUGGAUAUGGCCCAUAAUCCCUUAAGACGUAUCACUGUGCAUGAUUUGAUCUCGUUGAGACAUUUAAUGGAAUUGAAUUUAUUGGAUGUGAAAAUUAUGAAUCCUUUGGGUUUCACUAAGCUACGUUCCCUGAGGAAACUUACGUUAACUUCACAUUCUAAUUUGGGUGAAAUAGUUUCGCGCUUACCAGGCUUACAAGAAUUGCAUAUACAUUGUACGGAGCCUAAUAUUGGUUCUCAGCUGCUGAACAAAUUAGCAAAUAAUACAAAAUUACAGUUGGUAGAAAUUUAUGGAUCAAAUGUUCAGACCAUAGCGUCUGACGCUCUUGUGGGCUUGGCAAGCAAUCAACGUUUACAAGUGAAAAUCUCACAUACGAAAAUCAGUGACUUGCCACCCGGUAUUUUUUAUACAUUGCGAUCUGUCCCUCAACUUUCCAUAGACAUAUCGCAUAACAAAAUUAAUGCUUUAGCAGCAGAUAGUUUUUACCCAAACAAAACUUACUGGGAUACGGUGGGAACGCGUAGCAUAAUUGGCGGCUUAGAUACAUCACAUAAUCCGCUAGAGUGUGAAUGCGGUCUUGUGUGGUUUGGUCAUUGGCUGAGGCGUUGGUUACGCGAAUCAGCACAAAUAAAAGUCAUACAAAAAGAUGACAUGAAGAAAAUGGUGCAGCUUCCCCUUUCGCCCAGAGAUUUACGCCGUGCUCGAGCCAAUACAUGUCAUGAUCCGACGUCGGGCAAACAAUUGCCUAUACUGGAAAUAUUUCCAGAGGAUCUUCUAUGUCAAGCCAGUGCAUUAAGCAGUUCAAGCGAAAAAUUAUUUCUUAUAUCAUUUGCAGCGAUCGCGUUGCCUUUGUUUAGCAUUUCGCUUUGAUAAUCGUAAGUUAUGUUAACUUUUAGACUAACGACCAUUACUUAUUUAAAUAUAUGUAAAUAUGUAUGAAAUAUUUUGUAUUAAAAUUAUGUAAAUCUCAUGUACAUUUUAUAAAGUUUAUAUUUUACUGUUAUUGUUAACUUUGUUCUUGGGACAGAUAACGGGAGAGGAAAACCGGAAACAACCAAUUUUAUAAAAUAAAUGUGCUCCAUAUUUAAUUUGAUAAGCGACACAAAACAAAAAAAUUCAUGUAUAUUA
Molecule: messenger RNA, 5251 nt
Organism: Glossina fuscipes
Lineage: Eukaryota; Metazoa; Arthropoda; Insecta; Diptera; Glossinidae
Product: chaoptin
Exons: 8
Coding region: 812-4993 (1393 amino acids)
Molecular function (GO): protein binding
Source: RefSeq, a predicted model, not a curated record